AUGAACAGAUUUCAUAAACUACUAUGCCAUCAUCUGCAACGAAAGGCCAAGGCCAAGUUUGCAAGCCUGAAUGAGCGAGUGGAAGACGAGCUGUCGAUGGCCGAUGGCAGCAAGGCUGCAAUCAAGGGUGUGGGAACCAUCAUGGAAUUGGUGAUCCUGCCCAAUGGUGAAGAGCGCACCAUCGAAAUUAAGGACGCGCUGUUUGUGCCAAGUAUGAGCAAGAAUCUACUUUCGGUGCCGCAGAUCAACAAGGGUGGCAAGUUCCAAGUCGUGUUAGAUGGGUCCAAGAUGCUAGUAACGUGCAAGAAUUUCACGCAAGUUGUGGCAACAGCGGAUUUCGUCGAUGGACUCUACUGGCUGCGAACUCCUCAACGACCGGCGAAUGCAGCGACACGCAACGGGACCAUCGACUUGCACGCGCGCAUGGGUCAUGCACCCCUCGAUGUUCUGCGCACGAUGGUGGACACCGGCAUGAUCAAGGAAGCCAAGGCUCUUCUCAACUCGACUGGGCCAAGUGUGUGUCGCGGUUGUCAGCAAGGGAAGAUGGUCCAAAAACCAUUCCCAACCAACCAUGACAAGCGUCAAUAUGGUGUGUUCGAGUUGCUGCACUUCGACAUCUCGAUCGGCGGCAGCAGAUACUUGCUGCUUGUGGUUGACGAAGCAAGCGGGUGCAUGAAGGGCUUCUGUCUGCGAUCCAAGUCUGAGAGUGAAGACUUUAUCAGGAGCUACAUUCUCAAGAUACAGACGCAGUUCGGCAAGAAGACCAAGUUCGUUCGGCAUGAUGGGGCGCCUGAGUUUGCGACCAACUCGAUCAAGACCUUCUACGAAUAUCAAGGUAUCGAGAAGCAGGUCACGGUGCCGUAUGCACACCAGACCAACGCCACCGCAGAACGCGCGAUACGAACCAUUUUCACGAUCGGAAGCAGCUUGCUACACCAUGCAAAGCUGGAGAAGUGCUUCUGGGCUGAAGCGGCAAUGACGGCGAUAUACAUCAAGAAUCAUUUGCCAUCGCCCAAGAUCCCGCUCAAAACGCUGUUCGAGAUCGUGUGUGGCUCAAAGCCAAGUGUCAAGCACAUGCGCAUUUUUGGGUGCCAAAUAUACAUCUUGACUCCGAACGAAAGCGUCUCAAGUGGUACCCCAAGGCUUGUGUCGGCAUCUUCAUGA
This is a messenger RNA of Hyaloperonospora brassicae, 1164 nucleotides long. Lineage: Eukaryota; Oomycota; Peronosporomycetes; Peronosporales; Peronosporaceae. The record is from the annotation of a GenBank genome assembly.